Molecule: messenger RNA, 1072 nt
Organism: Chara braunii
Lineage: Eukaryota; Viridiplantae; Streptophyta; Charophyceae; Charales; Characeae
Source: the annotation of a GenBank genome assembly
AGUGUCGGUGGCUGCGAUUACAGGUGCGGGGAUCUACUUCGUGCAUUACGGCCAGCUUGUUGAGAGAGCGAACCUGCACGAGGGAGUGCGGCGAGAUGAUCAGCUGCUCAGGGAAAAGCGGUUAGAGUUUGAGCGGCAGAGCCGACAACUGCAAGAUUCGAAAGCAGAGGAAACCGCUUCGUCUGCAAGCUUGACAAGAGUAGGAGAACCGCGAGGGGGGGGGGGACUAAACGAAGAUGGCCAGCAGCACUAGUAGUACAAUGAGGCCUUACUUGAGCAGCAUUCGGGAGACGUUGAAUACAGCCCUUUGUCUGCAAAAUUUUCCUUGCCAGGAGGUGGAGAGGCACAACAAGCCGGAAAUCGAAUUCCAGACGAGUCCAGAGCUUCUUCUCGACCCCAUCAUAAUUUGCCGUAACGAGUCCGAGAGGGUGCUAAUCGAGAGGUCGAUAAACUCUGUGAGAAUCUCGGUCAAGGUGAAACAGGCAGACGAACUGGAGAACAUUCUGGCGAAGAAGUUCCUCAGGUUUCUGUCGUUGCGUGCGGAAACGUUUGAGGUCUUGAGGCGCAAAGCUGUAGACGGCUAUGACAUCAGCUUUCUCAUCACCAAUUUCCAUUGUGAGCAGAUGAACAAAAACAAAAUCAUAGAUUUCAUCGUACAGUUUGUUGAGGAUAUCGACAAGGAAAUUAACGAGCUCAAACUAUCGAUCAAUACGAGAGGACGUUUGGUUGCAGCAGAGUUUAUGAAGCAAUUUGUGUGAUCAUCAUGCAGUUCAUUUCCUUUACAAAUCGGUCAAGCGCUGUGUUUCCUUUUUUUUCACUUUCCCCCUCACUCCCUCCCCUCCACCCCCUCCCUCCUCUAUACCCCCUACCCUCCCCUGCCACGGUCUGCUCCCUCACAGAAAAGAGGUCAUUCUCAGAGCUAAAUAAUAUGUGAUGAUGAUACAGUCUGAACUUCCAGGCGACUGGAAGCUCAAGCGUUUCGCUUGGGAUCUAAUCAGCACUUCGUGCCUCCAGGCUCAGGCUUGAUUUAUCAAAGUGUAGGUACUUGCCCUAUCAAUUUUCAUUUCCAAGC